AGCCUUGCAAACAAGUCAGCGGACCAGAGGUUAGCAGAGUGAGGCGCGGUUAGGACUCAAAAGUCAACACUGUCGGUUGCGAUGAAGUUCACAACUGACACUUUCACGCCAGCUUCAAUUGCCGCUGCUUUUGUCAACAUGAACUCGGGGGGCCUCACACUUCGUUAAGAAUCCAACUUUUGGCCUUAGUAAUAAUGACAGUGUUGAUGGAGCCUUUCAUUUUUAAAAUCACCUCUGGUCACCUGUUGCUGUGUGUCUUCCUGAAUCUGUUUUGGAGCACCUCAGACUCGAUUGAAACAUCAAGACGGCACACAACAGCGAGCAGUGCAAAAGUGACGACGCUUUUUACUCCCACCUCGACAAGCCUCCUCACCACAGGCCAGCCUUCUGAAAAUGUCAGGGAUGUGACGGUGCUGGAGCAAAAUCAAACCAGCAUAACACUUAAGUGGGAUAAGGUGAACAAUAUCUCCACAUACUUCCUAUUAUAUGACCUCAAUGGUAGUGCGAAGGAGGAGAGAGUGGAUCCUUCCCCGUAUCAGACGUAUGUUACGCAUGUGGUCGCUGGUCUGUCUGCUGGGAGAAAAUAUCAUUUCCGGAUCAUCACUCUGUUCAUGGGAGCAAACAGCACCGGAUACGUAUUUUCUGCUUCCACUGCACCUCUGAAUGCAAAAGGCUUCAAAUCCAUACAAAGAAAUACCACCAGUAUAACUCUGCAAUGGGAAAAAGUGGAUAAAGUCAGCUACACUCUCGUUUUCGGUGACACCAAGGAAGAUGUCGCUGCAACUGAGGAACAGGAAGUUACACACAUAAUGGCAGGACUCACAAGCGGGACUGAAUACGUUUUUACACUUUUCACUGUGUUUGAAAUGGUCCGCAGUAGCGGCAACAACCUAACUGCCGUCACAGCCCCUAAAAAUGUUGAAAAAGUGCACGUGAUAACCCAAACUGUGAGCAGCAUUACGCUGUCGUGGAACAAGGUUGGCGACAGCUCAACAUACACCCUACAAUAUGGCAACCACAGCAUUCCCAUCGAGGUCAAAAGCUCUGCAUUCAAUCCUAAAGCCACGCUCACACAAGAGGUCCCUUCACUUGCUCCUGGGACAAAAUACGACUUCACUCUCAUCACCGUGUUUAAGAACAUCACCAGCACGGGGUUCAUGUUUGAUGCAGUGACGGUUCCCUCAAUGGUGGCUUUGGUCAACGUGUCCGAGCGCUCUGAGACCAGCGCGACUCUGGUGUGGGAGACAGUGGAUCCAAACUGGAGCUACUUGCUUCACAUCGAUGGAGAAAACGUCACAGUGGCGCCGAACGGGUCGUCAAAUGUGUCCCGGUCGUUUACACUACAACCGGGAAUGGAGUAUCCAUUCACUGUGAUCACUUUGUUUUCUGGACUGGCUAGCACCGCUUAUAAAGACUUCUUUGUAACAGCCAUGAACUGUGCCAAUGUGACUUGGCAUGUCACCACACGCUCAAUCCAAGGGACGGUUGAGGGAUUAUUCACAAGUGCAACGGCCUCUAAUGGAUCUUCUGCUCAUGUGAGUCCAAAAGGUCAAAAUGUGUCAUUUUCCAGCCUUUACCCGGGCGCAACCUACAACGUGUCGCUCGAGUACCGAAGGGAUUCCGCUCACUUUCUGCAAUGUCAGCUCAAACUGACAACUAUACCGCCGGAUUUAACUGCUCACUGUGAGUACUGGGAGUCAGGCUACUCUGUCUUUAUCGUCUGGGAUACGCCAGAAGGUUUAUGGACUGCUGUGGAGGUGAAUGUUAGCGGACAAACGCACACAGCGGAGGAUACGGAGCAACGGCACAUCACAAUAGGUGGAUUUCAACCCGCGAGAACAUAUCCGGUGUCUUUAUCGUCACUGUCGGGGACCGUGAGGAGGUCCAAACCGUACGUCUUUCAAUGUCCGACUGACCCUCGUGGCGUCAUUGCAGGGUCAGUCCUCGCUGUCCUGCUUUUUGGUGCCCUGGUGGGUUUGGUAAUAUUUAUUUUAACAAAAAGAAAGGCUAUCAUCAGAAAGAAAAAGUCAUUAGUUGAAAGGAGCACAGUUUCAACUGAAGAAAUCAGAGAUAGUUCUCUUGUGGAUUUUGCUGGCCACUUCUCCAAAUUAAGUAUGGAUAAUAACCGAGGUUUCACCAAGGAAUACGAGGGCCUUGCUAUUGUCGGCAUUCAGCACACUCAGAAUGCUGCUCUGAUGCCUGAGAACAUGGAGAAGAAUCGCUUCACCAACGUCCUGCCGUAUGACUGGAGCAGAGUGAAGCUACACACCACAAAUGGGAACUCGGACUACAUUAAUGCCUCAUACAUACCGGGUUACAACAACAGCCGCGAGUACAUCGCCACUCAGGGUCCUCUGCCUGCCACGGUCAGCGACUUCUGGAGAAUGAUCUGGGAGCAGAAAGUGAACGCCAUCGUCAUGGUAACCAACUGCACAGAAGGAAGACUGAUUAAGUGCGAACAAUAUUGGCCCACACAUGGAGACACUUGUCUUCACAAUGGCCUGACGAUCACCACUGCAUCUGAGCAGCAAGACGCCAACUGGAUGUUAAGGAAAUUCCGAGUGAAAUGCAAAAACAGCUCAGCAGAGAGGACAGUGAAACAUUUCCACUUCACUGCCUGGCCUGACCAUGGAGUCCCUCAUUGUACGGACGUCCUGAUACAGUUCAGGGGACUCAUUAGACAGCACAUGGAUGCUAACGGGAACAGAGACCAGACUGUGGUGCACUGCAGUGCGGGAGUGGGCAGGACGGGCACCAUUAUAGCCUUAGAUGUUCUGCUUCAGCAGCUGCUGGACAGCAAGGUUGACAUCAACGCCUUCGUGCACGACAUGAGACUGCGGCGGCCACACAUGGUGCAGACUGAGUCCCAGUACGUUUUCCUGCACCAGUGUAUCAUGGACUGUCUGCAGUCUCAAGAGGAGAUUGACGAAAGCAUAUACCAGAAUGCGGACAUAAUUUAUGCUAAUGCCACAGGACUACGACAGUGUAACAAAACGGCAAUCUGAAUCAUAAGGGCACAGCCGAGGAGUUGGAAUCGCUUGUUCUAGCUAGCUUGCACAUUUCUGAAUUUUAUCAGUGGAGUUGUAGUGUUAACAAAACUACAAAAAAAAUGUUUUCCCUUAUCCUGUAAGAAAACUAGUUUAACUCAUGAUUUGUUUUUAAAUAAUAUAAAAGGAUAUAAUGUGUAUAUCCACUCUGCAA
This is a messenger RNA of Phyllopteryx taeniolatus (common seadragon), 3201 nucleotides long. Its product is annotated as receptor-type tyrosine-protein phosphatase H-like. Gene Ontology annotation, molecular function: protein tyrosine phosphatase activity; protein binding. The coding region runs from base 195 to 3005 and encodes 936 amino acids. Gene Ontology annotation, biological process: protein dephosphorylation. The record is from RefSeq and is a predicted model, not a curated record. Lineage: Eukaryota; Metazoa; Chordata; Actinopteri; Syngnathiformes; Syngnathidae. The transcript is spliced from 18 exons.